ACAUGUUGUUUUGCUUCUUUAGUUCAGUCACUGAGAUGUGCUAUUUACUGUUACGCGGUGACCGGCAGCGGGAGCACACGCCUGCAGCGAGAAGCCCCAUGCCCGGCCGGCGCAGCUGAUGGGCACAGGAGCAUGGCUAGACAGCACAGGCACACCGGCCAGCUAUUUAUCUCCAUGCCUCUGCUAUGAGGACAUCACCGGGGACCGACCGGAGGGAUUCGUUGAGCUCGUCCCUCGCCCAGUCUGCGUUCUGAGGUCUGUCACCCGUCUUUCUGCGUAGCAGCGCCCUGUGCGCCCGCCUGGGUACCCCGCACAGGAUUACUACGUCUCCAUUCAGAGAAGUGCGAUGUGCCGCACCGGCUAUUAGUGCAUCAUCAGGACAUUCUGCGCUACCCAGGCGCUGUCCUGUCUGGCUGGCAGGCUGCUGAUACACACUGUAAGCAGACACAUUCGGAGCUACUACUAUAAUUGCAUUGGAUGACAUUGUUACCACCUGCACAGCGAGGAGACUGCAGAAGGGCACUCAGGUGCUGACACCUGUCUUUUACUCCACGCCUUGCCCGAGUCUACUACUAUUACUGCUGCUGUUAUUCUGGAAGGUGCAAAACUCCAAGUAGAUUAUCUGUGACUACUGCAAGUGUCCCCACGCAGUGGCUGGGGCAGCAUCUACCUGGGAGCAGAGGAUGGCCAGCCCUCCCUCCCCACCAGGGCAGUCACCUCUCCCUGCUGGCUCUAAUCUCAACCACAACAACAACAACAACAGCAGCAGUGUAAAAAAAUGUGGCUAUUUACGCAAACAGAAGCAUGGCCACAAGCGUUUUUUUGUGCUGAAGGAGCCCGGGGAGGGUUGCCCUGCUGCCAGGCUGGAGUACUAUGAGAGUGAGAAGAAGUGGAGGAGCAAGUCUGCGGCAGCCAAAAGGGUGAUCUCUCUGGACAGCUGCCUUAACAUUAACAAACGGGCAGAUGCUAAGAACAAGUACCUGAUUGCCCUCUACACCCGGGAUGAGUAUUUUGCAGUGGCAGCAGAGAGUGAGCAGGAGCAGGAAAGCUGGUAUCGGGCACUCACUGAGCUGCUGAGUACUGGAAAAGAAAAAACUGUAUGUGCAGGUACAGGGGGCUGCUGCUGCUCAGGAACUGCCGGCUGCAGCACUAACUGCAGCAAUCACCUGGCUUUGACAGAGGACCCAAUUUAUGGACUAGUAACUCCAGCAAGUGCAGUCUACAGAGAGAUUUGGCAAGUGAACUUGAAACCUAAAGGUUUGGGACAGAUUAAAAGUAUGAUUGGUGUACAUCGCCUGUGCUUGUCUUCACGAAGCAUCAGUUUUGUACGUCUAAAUAGCGAAACACCGUCGGUGACCCUCCAGUUAAUGAAUAUCCGACGAUGUGGUCACUCAGACAAUUACUUUUUUGUAGAGGUUGGCCGCUCAGCUUCCACUGGACCGGGGGAGAUCUGGAUGCAGGUUGAUGACAACGUUGUAGCCCAGAGCAUUCAUGAGACUAUUCUGGAGGCUAUGAAGGCCAUGAAGGAGUUGGCUGAAUUUAGACCUCGGAGUAAAAGCCAGUCCUCUAGUUCCAACCCCAUUACUGUCCCAGGCAGACGACAUCACAGCCAGCUGCCACCAAGCCAGACAGGGCUAGCCAGGAAAACCCGUACAGACUGUCCUCCAUCAUCUUCUGCCAGUGUUCCCAUGAACCAAUCUUCACGACUCCGAACUGCUAGUGAAGGAGAUAAUUUAAGCAGCAGGAUAGUUCCAUGUAGUCCCUUAAGUCCCAGUAUUCUACGUGCACCACUAAGUCGUUCUCAUACUUUGAGUUUGGGGGGUCGCAAUGGAAAAUUGUUUCCAGCUCCUGGUCCUCUUCAACAUAGCAGGUCUAUGUCCAUGCCAGUUCCUCGAUCUCCACCUUCAGCUGCAAGUCCAAUUAGCUUGUCUUCAGGCAGCAGUAGUCAUGGCUCUGCCUCUGACCCUCUGAUUCCGCUACGUCCUUCUAGUUGCAAUGCUUCAGCAACUGGGUCGCCAAGUGACCCAGGUUUUAUUUCCUUGGAUGAAUAUAGUUCCAGCCCAGGAGAGCUUGCACGGGCAUAUUUAAGUUGCCGAAGUGGCACCCCAGAUUCUGUUUCUGGCACUCCCCCACAUACAGGAGAAAUGAAUGGGUACAUGUCAAUGGAUAGACCUUUUCCAGGUGGCUGUCUAUGCCUUGGCCGGCGAUUGGAAUGUUCAGGAAUGGAAAAGUGCCCCAGGAAGAGAACAUACUCUUUAACUACUCCAGGAAGACAGAAAAUUACAACUCCUCAACUUUCCUCUGCUUCCCUUGAUGAGGCUACUCUGAUUCGUGCCACAUGUAAGAGUAGUUCUGGUCUUCUGUCCUCAUCUCCUAAAGCAUGCCAUUCCUAUCCAGAAGACUAUGCGGAUGUGGAGAUUGGACGUCAUGAGGAUGAUGGAUACAUGCCCAUGACUCAUGGGACAGCUUCUGCUUCCUCGUCCACAGAUUAUGUUCCAAUGAGUCCUGCAAGUGUAUCUGCCCCUCAACAAAUCUUACAGCCACGUACUUGCUGCAGUGAGUCCACUGGAGGUUCACAGGAAGAUUCACCAGAUGGUUAUAUGCAUAUGUGGUGUGGUCCAAAAGCACGACCAGUACCUGUGCAUCAGCGACUUUCCCCUGCCGAACCACAAUCCUUUACUCCCCCUGAUUAUUUCUUCAUGCAACCUAAAAAUAACUGUUGCUGCCAGAAUCAUAUAAUUGCACCCCAUCCUGCUAGCCCAGCAGACGCUGAACCCUAUGUAAUGAUGAGAUCCCCUGCUUCCUCUUCUCCACAUGGUAGAGCAACUCGACCAUCCCGCCUUGCACUGCGGACUCUGCCUAGUAUGAGUGAGCAUCCUCCAGAACCACCUAGUCCUCCUGGAGGGGAAUAUAUUCACAUAUGUUUUGGAGAGACAAGGUCACAAAAUUCCCUUACUUUGCCUCAACCAACUGCUCUAUCAGUUUCUGCACCACUGUAUUCUGAAGGCAGUCCAACUUCCUUAUCUUCUGGUUCUGAGUCUCAGCACUCUCCAAUUUCAGACUAUAUGAACCUAGAGUUUGGACCUCCUUCUCCAAAACCGAACGUCUCUCCAAACUUAUGUCCAAAUUCAGACUACACAGAAAUGAGCCCAAGGAAGACACUACCACAACCAUCAACUCCUGUGUCUUCUCCACCAAGAAAUGAAACAUUACCUAUAGAUAGUACAAUUUCUGGUGUGCAGUGCCUCAGUUUGCUCAUGGAUCAGAUGAAAGGGGAAUUUAAUCUACACAGUCCUCCCCCGGAUCCAAACAGGGGUGCUAAGGUCAUUCGGGCAGACCCACAAGGGGGACGUCGUCGCCACAGCUCUGAGACUUUCUCAUCCACAACUCAAGUGACUCCUGUAUCUCCUUCGUUUGCACACAGUCCCAAGAGACAUAGCUCAGCUUCAGUGGAGAAUGUGUCUCUGAGGCCUGGUGAGACUUUAGAGGGUGGUGAGUGUGGCAGUCCCAUGUGCAGGGAAACCUCUGCUGGGUUCCAAAAUGGACUUAACUACAUUGCCAUUGAGUUGUCACCUGAAGAACGAAACCUGUUGCUGCUAACACAAGCCUCUUCCAGGGGUCACUUGCCUGCUCUGGGACUUGCCAGUAUGGACAUUGGGUCUUAUCCAAGCAUUGAUUUCCUGGGACAUCGAAUGAAGGGUGCCACCACUGUCAGAGAGUGAAGACGCUGGCUCCAAACCUCACCACACUGCAGAAAAUAUCCAUGGGCCUACUACAUUAUUACCAGAUGCUGCUACAGUCUCACUCUUUCCGCUUAUGCGGUUUGAAAUUUCUCCGCUCAGGUAUACACUGUGGUGGACAUGCUUCGGAAAGAGCUACCCUGACAGAGAGACCUGACUCUAUAAAACUGGAUGGCAUUAUAUUCCUUCUGUCUGUUCCAACAUGAAAACCUACCAUAUACUGUCAAGUCCACAUUUAAUGAUGAGGCCUUCAUCAAUCUUCCUUAUUUAUUCGUCGGUAAACUGGGACUAUCAGCUAAGGCAGUAACAUCAGACAUAUUGUCAAUUAAGUGUACCAUGUGCCCUACCUCAGUAAACAAAGAAAAUAAUAAAUUAAGAGAAGAUGAAAUUUUUAAUGUUGAAUUGUGCAAUGAAGUUUCUGGAGAAAGUGUUCAGCGUUGUUAUACAGUAGAAGAACAUUACUGCUUGUUGGAUCAAAAUGACUGGCUGCACCAGUUUGCUUGGAAAACAGACACACCAUGGCACUAAGUGACAUGGCAACUAUUAUAAUAUUAAUAAUGCAUUGGUGCACAUUUGCUUUCAUGUUUCCAAAAGUGGACCAAAAAAUGUGACUAAUGACCUAGUUGCACCAAUGGCCGCCGCAUGCACUACACGGUUACACAGAGCUUCACUUGACUCCUUGUAGUUUGGUCUAGCCGAUUACUAUAUGUACAGUAGCAGCAGGCUGAGGAUGGGGAUUUAUAUCACUGAUGUGCAAAUAUUAUGUACAUUUUCAGCAUCAAGAGAUUUUAUGCGUUGACCCGCAUACUAUUGACAUACACUAAUAACUUCCUCGCGGUUGCAGUUUUUCAUUUUAGGUACAGUACUUUCAUUUUAGUAUUGAUUGUAACACAUACAUACUUAGCUGCAUUGCUCUUAACCAAAAAAUUCCAUGUUUUGCAUUAUGGAGUAUUUAUACUAAGAAAUGUGCUGUUACAACACUGAAAUGAAUGGGCUAGCCAUCUGACAUGGUUCUUCCUGGUUGAACAAAUCGCUUAGUAGGGUCUCCUGGAUGCCACAUAUCUGUAUGAAAUGCACUGUCAACCUAAGGAAAGAGAAUAGAAAAAUAUGUGCACACUCAGAUAGUGGUCAGUGUGUUUCAUUCUCAUUCUACUGGAAAAUGAAGUCCUCCUAACACUACCCUCCUUGCGAAGAGCAAAAAAAAUAAAAUAUAUAUAUAUAUAUAUAUAUAUAUAUAUAUAUAUAUAUAUAUAUUAGUGUGUGUAUAUAUUAUAUUAUUAUAAUAAUAUAUUGUGUUUACUGCCUUUCUAUUUUUAUGGGAUGCCGUUUAAUUAGAUUGGCUGUAAGCCAUUAUUUUCAGAAGGUACAAAGAUAGAUCAUACACAUUUUAAUGCAAGGUUUCUGUGUAAAUGAUCAAUUUCUUAAUUUCGCUGAAUGUGAUUUUUCAGAGAGUGAACACUCUGUUUUAUCAAGGUUUGAUGGUUGCAACUAUUAAAUGACAAAAUCAUUUUUUUUUUUUGGCUCUGAACAAUGCUUUUUACAAAUCAAUUUAAUAAAAAAACAAACCCUGGUCUUCCUGCUUACACAAAGUCUUACUAAUAAGGAUUGUAUUGCCAGACAAAAAUGAAUGUAAAUUCAUAUCUCUUUUUCUAUUGCUCCUUUUUCUAGUUUGAUUGUUGUAGGCAGGGGAAAGUAUCGCUUCAUACAGCAAUGUUCAGGUCACUAAAGAAAUGGUCUGUUUAUUGAAAGUUAGUAUAGUGUAGUUUUAUAUAUAAAUAUGGUGUAAAGAUGUAAAACUUUCUAAAAUAUUUUGUCUGUCUCCAAAUGAAAUCUAAUUAAUAUUUGCUACAUAAGAACCAUAAUGGCACUGAACGUUGUUACCUGCUGACAUCAAUAUUUGAUUUAUACUGAAAAUCUAAACCUAUAUAAGUGGCUAAAUGUCUCUGUAAGAUUGAUUUACAGUCAUACUAGUUUAGGUGGGCGAACUGUACGAAAAGCUAGCUCAGCUCUGUAAAUUUCACAUAAGGUAUAUGCAAUAUUUAAAUUUGAGAUUUAGUUUACAGAAUGCAACCAAAAUGUACAGGUUUUGCAGAAACACCAUAAUGUAUAUUUAAAUCUUUGUACAUUUUUUGCCCAAUUACCUUUAAAAUAUUUUGCUAUCGUAAACUUAAAAGUUAUCAAACAGUAUUUUAUUCUUUCUUUACUUGGGUACACAUUGUUUCUGAAUAUUAAGAUGUUAAAUAUAUUUCUUACAAUUGUGGUAUGACAAGAGACCUAACUUUUAUCUUGCAGUGUCUUCCGACAUACAUGGGAAAAUAAAUUUGUGAGAUAGAUAUAUAUAUAUAUAUAUAUAUAUAUAUAUAUAUAUAUAUAUAUAUUGAUAAAUGUGAUGCUGCUGGAGACAUAAUAAAUAAAACUAGGAUAGUGCAUUGUAUUUAGUGUUUAUUGAUCUUGAAUGCUGUCUUAAUAGCCAUAUGCAAUAAAUACAUUAUUUAUGAUAGGAA
Molecule: messenger RNA, 6244 nt
Organism: Pseudophryne corroboree (corroboree frog)
Lineage: Eukaryota; Metazoa; Chordata; Amphibia; Anura; Myobatrachidae
Gene: IRS2
Product: insulin receptor substrate 2
Exons: 2
Coding region: 684-3722 (1012 amino acids)
Biological process (GO): insulin receptor signaling pathway
Cellular component (GO): plasma membrane; cytosol
Molecular function (GO): phosphatidylinositol 3-kinase binding; insulin receptor binding
Source: RefSeq, a predicted model, not a curated record